Messenger RNA from Cantharellus anzutake, 2957 nucleotides. Its product is annotated as P-loop containing nucleoside triphosphate hydrolase protein. The record is from RefSeq and is a predicted model, not a curated record. The transcript is spliced from 17 exons. Gene Ontology annotation, cellular component: chromosome; cytoplasm. Gene Ontology annotation, molecular function: ATP binding; four-way junction helicase activity; 3'-5' DNA helicase activity. Lineage: Eukaryota; Fungi; Basidiomycota; Agaricomycetes; Cantharellales; Hydnaceae. Gene Ontology annotation, biological process: double-strand break repair via homologous recombination. The coding region runs from base 92 to 2638 and encodes 848 amino acids.
ACUGGCCAAUAUCUUCACUCGCCGCUCAGCAUAAAUCGGCCGCGUUCUCAUGAUCUAGAGCCUUGGAUUCGUGACCCAUUCUUCUAUCUUCAUGGAUGACAUGUGGGGGGACGUUCAGGACGAAGAGGAUUCCCUUCAUAAGAUUCAAUCAGUCUCCAAGUCAUGGAACCAACUGCCACCAUCUGAGGGGCAGUCAGUCUCUUAUUUAGAGCGGGCAAAGCUGCAAGGACGACUCGGGUCUCUGGGGAAAGAGAUUACUUCUGUGGAUGCAUCUAUAGCCGAGCUCGAGAAAGUCAGGAAUUCGCUGAUACAGGAGCGGCAGAAAGUGCAACAGAAGCUUGAGUUGCUGCUUACCAAUAGGCAGGCACCUAUUGCAAGGUCGAUGGCCAAUAGUCUCGAUUCGGGGUCAACCCAACCUCUCAUUGAUUACUCUGGCGAAUUCGAGUGGGACGAAGACAUGAAAUCGAAGAUGACCCAAAUAUUUGGAAUACCCUCCUUUCGUUUGUGUCAGCAAGGAGUCUGUAACGCAAGUCUUGACGGAAGAGAUAUUGUGUGUGUUAUGCCCACUGGGGGUGGUAAGAGUUUAACCUAUCAGCUCCCUGCUAUCAUAAGUCAAGGUUGCACGCUCGUCAUUUCUCCCCUCAUAUCGUUGAUCACGGACCAGAUAUUGCACUUGCAGAGCGCCGGGAUUCAAGCCGUGAUGCUUACAGGCUCUACCCCCAAAGAGGAGGUCAGAUCUAUCACGGCUCGUCUCAACGCUGCUGCAAGGAGUCCCGUAUCCAGUUCUGCCGAUAUGGAGAUCAAGUUGUGUUAUGUGACCCCAGAGAAGGUGGCGAAAUCAAAAACUUUCGUAUCCAUGUUGGAAAAACUUGCGGUUGCAGGGAAGUUAGCUCGCAUCAUCAUCGACGAAGCCCAUUGCGUUUCUCAACUUGGCCACGACUUCAGACCUGACUACAAGAAACUCUCCAUUCUUCGGCAGCUUCUACCCCAUGUACCUAUCUUAGCGUUGUCAGCUACGUGUCCACCAAGAGUUCUGAAAGAUCUGUUACUUAUUCUACGCUUGAAACCGGCGGUGAAUGGAAAUGCUGCUACACCUGAGGGGACUGUGUAUUUCAGCGCGCCGCUUUAUCGGAAGAACUUACAUUACUCUGUUUCGCCGAAACCGGCAUCGGCAACAGCUGUUAUCCAAAGCAUAACUGAUUAUAUUUUAGAAAAGCACAAGGACGACAGCGGAAUAAUAUAUUGUCUCAGUAAGAAGGAUACGGAGACAGUUGCACAAGGCAUAAUAGAUGCAUCCAACGGCCAGAUUAAGAUUGGGGUAUAUCAUAGUGACGUCCCUGACGCACAGAAAGAACGACUCCAUGUGAAAUGGCGAGCCGGAGAUAUCCAAGUGGUGUGUGCUACCAUUGCUUUCGGCUUGGGAAUUGACAAGUCGAACGUUCGGUUUGUGAUACACCACUCGAUAUCGAAGAGCCUCGACGGUUACUAUCAAGAAAGCGGGCGCGCUGGUCGCGAUGGCAGCGAUGCAGAUUGUGUCCUUUACUACAGAGGACAAGAUGCGACCCGUCUCAGUUCAUUGACCUGUGGAGAACUGGAGGGCCAGGACAAACUUUACGAGAUGCUUCGCUUUGCUCAGGAGUACGUGGAGUGCCGCAAGAUUCACUUCGCGAAUUACUUCUCGACCUCUUCGUCCUUGGCUUUGUCGUCAUGGUCCGACACUAUGUCUGAUGGCUCGCUGAGCCGGUGUGGUCAUUGCGAUAACUGCUCCAGAUCUCCUGAGUCUAUCAUGACUCAGGAUGUCACAAGAGAAUGCUGGAAAAUCCUCAAGAUCUCCGAUCACAUUGCCCGCGAAAGAGGGCGGGUAACUGUGGGGAUGCUCAGUGACCUUGUGCGGGGUGUGGGCAGUGGUGACUACACGGUCACCUCGUCCAAAGGAGGGGGCAAAAGUUCAGCGAAACCGAAGACGAGGCUUGACCUCGAUGAGGCUAUCGGAGGCAAGGUCACAAUGCCGAAAGACGAUGUCGAAGCGCUCAUCAUCCGCCUGCUCUUAACCAAGUACCUUAAAGAAGAGUUCUCCUCCACUGCUUAUUCGAUCAACGUCUAUGUGACUCCAGGACCACAGGCGCUGCGACUUACCCGUCUCUCUUCCGAUCAAGUUUCUCGAGGUGAAGGUCCUCGUAUUUCCUGCACUUUCCUUGUCAAAUCAAAACAGCGGCGAACGUCGUCGAAACCGUCGACGAAUAAACGAAAAAAAUCCUUCAGCGAGGCGGUUGGUCUGGAAGAUGGAGCCGAAAGCGAUGACUGCGUUUCAAAAAGCAACAUGGAUGCUGCUCUCCGGAUGUCGGCCUCCCGAAAGGCGCGCUCACGUCAAAAUCCCCGACUGGCGAGCUCGAAAGACACUAAUUCAUUGCGAAAUGAUCUGCUACGCCGGUCUCAGUCCCCCAGUUUUUCUCCAAGUGGUAUGAAGGACGGGCGGUCUGCAUCCUCGGAAGCCGAUGGCUGUGAUUCGAAUGAUUGGGAAUUCACUCUCACCACGAAGCGGAAACCAUCCAAGGUACUAGGAAACACUCGCAAAAAAACCAAAACUUCCAGAACUUCCUCGUCUGCUGAGGUUGUUGUGCUAUCUUCAUCAGAAUGAUAAUCGAGGGACCAAAAUCACGCUGAACAUUAAUCAAGUUAACCGAUGCGAUCUUGACCAUUUCAAAAUUUCCCUUUGAAAGUCGAGCAAGAAAUGCAAAAUGAUGGCGCAUUCCCAUCUGACACAUGAGGAACCCGUUAAUCGUCCUCAGAUUCUGGCGUAGCUUCGGGAGUUGAGGACAUCGUGCUAUGAUCGGAAGAUUCCGCUUCUGACUCGUCUUGUUCCUCGGAUGUUACGAGCAAUUCAGGCUGGUCCGGCAACCUCUUGAAUGCAUAUUUGCACACUUUAAAGCCUUGCAAUCCCUGUUCCGUCCAGGCCU